AUGUCUGCCGACGUUGCUACCACUCCCGCCACCGACAACACUGUCAACGGCACCCCCGAGGCCGGUAACGCCGCUGCCCCCAAUGCCGCUGAGGCCACUGCGGUUGAGAGCUCCUCUCCUUCUGCUACCCCCAACACCCAGCCCCACUCUGCUUCCCUCUAUGUUGGUGAGCUGGACCCCUCGGUCACCGAGGCCAUGCUCUACGAGCUCUUCUCCUCCAUCGGCCAGGUCGCCUCCAUCCGUGUCUGCCGUGACGCCGUGACCAGACGCUCUCUUGGAUAUGCCUACGUUAACUACAACAACACCGCCGAUGGUGAGCGUGCCCUCGAGGACCUUAACUAUACUCUGAUCAAGGGCAAGCCUUGCCGUAUCAUGUGGUCCCAGCGUGACCCUGCUCUGCGCAAGACUGGCCAGGGCAACGUUUUCAUCAAGAACCUGGACAACGCCAUUGAUAACAAGGCCCUCCACGACACCUUCGCUGCCUUCGGUAACAUUCUUAGCUGCAAGGUCGCUCAGGAUGAGUUUGCCAACUCCAAGGGCUAUGGUUUCGUCCACUAUGAGACCGCCGAGGCCGCUAACAACGCCAUCAAGCACGUCAACGGUAUGCUGUUGAACGACAAGAAGGUCUUCGUCGGACACCACAUCUCCAAGAAGGACCGCCAGAGCAAGUUCGAGGAGAUGAAGGCCAACUUCACCAACAUCUACGUCAAGAACGUCGACCCCGAGGUCACUGACGAGGAGUUCCGUGAGCUCUUCGAGAAGUUCGGUGACAUCACCUCCGCUACCCUGAGCCGUGACCAGGAUGGCAAGAGCCGUGGCUUCGGUUUCGUUAACUUCUCGACCCACGAGAGUGCGCAGGCCGCCGUCGAAGAGGUCAACGAGAAGGAGGUCAAGAGCCAGAAGCUCUACGUCGGCCGUGCCCAGAAGAAGCACGAGCGUGAGGAGGAGCUCCGCAAGCAGUACGAGGCUGCCCGCUUGGAGAAGGCCUCCAAGUACCAGGGUGUCAACCUCUACGUGAAGAAUCUCACUGAUGACGUUGACGAUGAGAAGCUCCGUGAGCUUUUCGGCCCCUACGGAACCAUCACCUCCGCCAAGAUCAUGCGUGACACCAACGUUGAGCAGGGUGAGACCUCCGAGUCCGAGAAGGAGACCAACAAGGAGAACGAGAAGGAGUCUGGAGAGGCCGAGAAGACUGAGAAGACUGAGGAGAAGGAGUCCGAUGAGGACAAGGAGUCCAAGAAGGCCGAGAAGGGCGAGAAGAAGACCCUUGGCAAGAGCAAGGGCUUCGGUUUCGUUUGCUUCAGCAGCCCUGACGAGGCCUCCAAGGCUGUGACUGAGAUGAACCAGAGAAUGGUCAACGGCAAGCCUCUGUACGUUGCCCUUGCCCAGCGCAAGGAUGUCCGCAGAAGCCAGCUCGAGGCCAGCAUCCAGGCUCGCAACACCAUCAGACAACAGCAGGCUGCCGCCGCCGCUGGCAUGCCCCAGCCUUACAUGCAGCCCGCCGUCUUCUACGGACCUGGUCAGCAGGGCUUCAUCCCCGCUGGUGCUCAGCGCGGUGGAUUGCCUUUUGCCCCUCAGCCCGGUAUGGUCAUGACUGGUAUCCCUGGCGGACGCCCUGGCCAGUUCCCCGGUCCUUUCCCUCAGCAGGGUGGACGUGGCGUUGGCCCCAACCAGCAGCUUCCCCCCAACUUCGCCCAGGGUAUCCCCAUGGGUGCUAUGCAGGGACCCGGAGGCAUCCCUAACGGCAUGGGUUACCCCAUGGGUCAGGUUCAGUUCGGACGCGGUGCUGGUGGCCGUGGCCAGGUUCCUGGAAUGCCUAUGGGCCAGGGUAUGCGUGGCGGUCCUGGUUUCGGCCAGGGUCGUGGUGGUGUCCCUCUUCAAGGCCAGAUGCGCCCUGGUCAGGGUGGCCGUGGGCAGAACGCUGCUCAGCCCGCUGCCCGUGAUGAGGCCGCUCCCGCCACUGGUAUCACCUCCCAGGCUCUGACUUCCGCCCCUCCUGCUCAGCAGAAGCAGAUGCUGGGUGAAGCUCUCUACCCCAAGAUCCAGGUCCAGCAGCCCGAGCUCGCUGGAAAGAUCACUGGCAUGCUUUUGGAGAUGGAGAACACCGAGCUCCUUAGCCUGCUUGAGGACGAGGAGGCCCUGCGCGCCAAGGUUGACGAGGCCCUCAGUGUUUAUGACGAGUACAUGAAGAACAAGACUGAUGAGGGUGAGGCAACCGGCGAGCCCGCCAAGCCCAAGGAGGCUGCCAAGGUGGACUCGACCGAGGAGAACAAGUCGUAG
Molecule: messenger RNA, 2280 nt
Organism: Aspergillus wentii DTO 134E9
Lineage: Eukaryota; Fungi; Ascomycota; Eurotiomycetes; Eurotiales; Aspergillaceae
Gene: pab1
Product: polyadenylate-binding protein
Exons: 3
Coding region: 1-2280 (759 amino acids)
Cellular component (GO): ribonucleoprotein complex
Molecular function (GO): RNA binding
Source: RefSeq, a predicted model, not a curated record